GUUCUUUUGUCAGUUUAAAAAUUUUUGUGUCAAAAACAUGAAAUCGUCAAGAUUAAAUGUCUCGUGAAUUGAUUCAAAUGUGGUGUGAACACAAUACAAUGUUAAAUAAAAUGAAUCCUGAUGUUAAAUUAAAUUUUUGGAUUAAUCAGAAAAUUAUCAACACUGCAUUAUUACCUUUAGAUUUGGUUUUGAUGCAGGAGUCAAAUUUAAGAUUCAAUAAUUAUUUUUGUCACAAAAUGAUUAUACGAAACGUUAGAAUGGAAUGAAUCGUAUACGGUGAAAACGAUUUUCAAUUGAAUAAUAUUUAGAGGUAUAUCCAAAUAACAAUAAGCUUAAACAAACAUCAAGUUUCUACAACACUACAACAACAUCAAUUGUACAUACAAUAAAAAUAUUUUCAAACGAAAUAUCACACAACAAAUCGACGAAACAAUGAAUCAAACGGAAGAAGGACAUUUUCAAUGCGAUGAAGAAAAAUCAAAUAUGACUAUCUGGGGUGGAAUUGAAAUAGCUGUAUCAAAAUGGGAGGCAGCAUUCACAGCAUUAAUCCUAUCAAUACUAAUAAUAUUAACAAUUGCUGGCAAUAUAUUAGUCAUAUUAAGUGUAUUCACAUAUAAGCCAUUACGAAUUGUACAAAAUUUUUUCAUUGUAUCAUUAGCUGUUGCGGAUUUAACUGUCGCAUUAUUAGUAAUGCCAUUUAAUGUUACAUAUUAUAUAUUAGGUCGAUGGGAAUUUGGUAUACAUGCAUGUAAAAUGUGGUUAACUUCAGAUGUGUUAUGUUGUACAGCGUCCAUCUUACAUUUGUGUGCGAUAGCUUUAGAUCGAUUUUGGGCAAUAAAAGAUCCUAUCAAUUAUGCACAACGGCGUACGUUGAAACGUGUAUUAGUUAUGAUUCUAGGUAUAUGGACGUUAUCGUUAAUAAUUAGUUCACCGCCGCUAAUUGGUUGGAAUGAUUGGCCAGAAGAUUUUAGUAAUGAUACGCCAUGUCAAUUGACAAGUGAAAAAGGUUAUGUUAUAUAUUCAUCCUUGGGUUCAUUUUACAUUCCUGUUAUUAUAAUGGCAAUUGUUUAUAUCGAAAUAUUUAUCGCAACACGUAAGCGAUUACGAGAACGGAUUAAUAAAGUACCGAAAAGUACGUUUCAAAAUAAUGAUGGUAAGAGUAAGGAUCCAAAAAGUAAGCUUAAAACACAAACUGAUUCAGGGAAUAGUAUAGACAAUGAUCAUCAUGAAAAUGGUGACGGUGCAAAACAGAAUUUAAUCAAAAAGAAAAAAACUAAAGAAAAACAAGUGAAAUAUUUGCCACCAGAAGAUUCUGUAACAGAAACGCCACAAGAGAAUGUAUCAGAUACUCAAGAGAAUGAAAAAAACGAUGAAAAACCUUCAAAAAACUUAACUGUGGAAGGUGGAACCACACAAAUCACAACACCGUUAACUACAAGUUUAACUGAUUCACCUCUAUCAACUGAUUCACCACAAAAAGAUCAAAAUGUACAAUUACUUGUGACCACCCCAUCAUUAACAGUUCCUCCAGCGCCUAUUGCAAAUAAACCAAAAUCGGUAUCGGUUUAUCAAUUUAUCGAAGAGAAACAACGGAUAUCAUUAUCAAAAGAGCGCCGUGCAGCACGAACUUUAGGUAUCAUUAUGGGUGUGUUUGUCGUAUGUUGGUUGCCGUUUUUUAUCAUGUACGUCACACUACCAUUUUGUACGACAUGUUGUCCAACAAAAAAGUUCAUUAAUUUUAUAACAUGGUUAGGUUAUAUCAACUCAGCGUUAAAUCCUAUUAUUUAUACAAUAUUUAAUUUAGAAUAUCGAAGAGCUUUUAAAAAGCUUUUAGGAAUUAAAAUUUGA
Molecule: messenger RNA, 1848 nt
Organism: Chrysoperla carnea
Lineage: Eukaryota; Metazoa; Arthropoda; Insecta; Neuroptera; Chrysopidae
Gene: Oct-TyrR
Product: probable G-protein coupled receptor No18
Exons: 4
Coding region: 433-1848 (471 amino acids)
Biological process (GO): adenylate cyclase-activating adrenergic receptor signaling pathway
Cellular component (GO): membrane
Molecular function (GO): octopamine receptor activity
Source: RefSeq, a predicted model, not a curated record